This is a messenger RNA of Hippoglossus stenolepis (Pacific halibut), 2046 nucleotides long. It is a transcript of the gene smim29, whose product is annotated as small integral membrane protein 29. The record is from RefSeq and is a predicted model, not a curated record. Lineage: Eukaryota; Metazoa; Chordata; Actinopteri; Pleuronectiformes; Pleuronectidae. The transcript is spliced from 5 exons. Bases 330 to 638 code for a protein of 102 amino acids.
GUGAAGGGCCGUGACCGGAAGUGGCGUGUCUUUCUGCUGGAGCCGGAGGAUGCGCUUCUUCCUGUGACUCGCAUCAUCUCUCCGGCUGAGACUCUGCUCGUCGCACAAUUCCUGUCCCUCCUUGCUCCCUCAGAUUUCUCGCUGAUUACGGGGGGAGGGCGGUGAGGAACCAUGUGGGAGUCACAUGAGCGACGAGGAUGAGGCGUAAACAACGAGGGGGCAGCCCGAGGAGCCAACAGCUGCACAGUGUCCACCGCUGGGAGGGGGUCCGCUGCAGCCCCCCGUGUGUCCCCGUGCACCCCCCACCAGCCCGGUCCUGAACGUAUGCAAUGAACAGCACCACUCAGCCCCCCGCCAUCGUCGAUGGGAACGUGGCGGCCAGCUACGUGUUGGUGCCGUUCUUCCUCCUCACCAUCAUUGGGAUAGUUGCGGCUGUGUGCAUGUAUAUCCGGAAGAAAAGAAGAAUUGACAGACUCCGUCAUCAGCUGUUACCGGUUUACACGUACGAUCCUUCAGAGGAGCUGAAUGAAGCCGAACAGGAAAUGUUGUGGAAAGAAGAAGACACACGGGUUGUUCAAGGCUGGGCUAAAAGUUAUCAACAGCGGCGCCCUCUCCUGACCAAAGAUGUCAACGCAUGAUUGCGGCGAACCAUGGCAUCAAACAUUUGUCGGCGUGGAGACGACCUCCUGUCAUGGCUUUCCUCUACCACCCUCUGGAGCCGUCUUUGACUACAUCAUCCGAGAGUCAGCUUUCUCCUCGUUGGGCACAUAGUGACUGUUGGUUUGCGAGGUUCGGAUGCUAACCCCGUGUGCCUGCCGGACGCUCUACCUUACACUUAUUUAUUUGAAAUUAUUUAUUCGACCUCCGUUUUACCGUGGUGUUCGGAGUGAAGAAAGGUGGCGUGCGGGUAGAGAUCCAGAUUCCUGUGGGUGUUCUCGACUGUUUAUAUUGUCAGCGUGGGCGACAGUUCUGUUCCUGUGGGCGGCAGCAGGGAUUUGUUCUCACUAUGUUUUAAAGGCUGUGGUUAGAGUUUGAAUGUUCUGCACUAGUUAAAGAAAUCCCUCCUGCUGCGACAGGGGGUGUGAUCGGUGCCUGAGGUGGUUUACAUUGCUUUAAAAAAAAAAAAAAGUUAGUUUUCAAUUAGUCACAUUUGUUGCUGUAACACUGUUUCCAAAGAGCUUUAGAAUUAUAGCUGUUGACUUAGGUUUGAUACAUUUUCUGUUUCACUUUGAGUCAAGGUUGAACACGUCCUCUUUGGUUUGAAGUUGCCCACCAGAUGAUCUGCCUCUUUUUUUUGAUGCGGUCGAGCUCAAAUCCUAUGACUCCUAUCAAAGGCAUGAAAAGCCAGAUAUGCGAGUAAAUAACACCAAUAUCCUCUCAGCACCCAAAAUGAGAAGUGACUAGUGCCCUAAAAAUGUCCUGUCCAUGAGGCAUGGCACCAGAGGAAUCCGCUCGGAUGAAUACCAUAGGUCUGACUCAGGAAAAACCUGUCUUCUUUUUUUAAUUUUUUCCUCCAUGAUCGCUAACCUCUCGUGACCUUUGUCUGCCUCGCGUUUUGUGAAUGUAAACCUGAGAACAAUGGAACUGUGACACUUUUUCCGUGACGGGGGAACAACUCGUGCAUUGUAAUUGGUCUAAUGCUCUGAACUUGUGAUCGAUGUACUUCAGAAUGAGCUCACGCAAAAAAGCUUGGAGGUGUUUGUGCAGGAAACUAACUUGACCCCCCAGAACAUGCUCCUUGGUGCAACCUGCUCAUAUUUUACAUUUCAUUGUUUAUUUUCUAUGCAUAAACUGGAUUUCUUUUCACGUAGAAUGUUAAGCGUGAAAUUGGCCGUUCACAGUUCAGACUGUACAAAUGUCGGAGCAUAUAACUUUUCAUGGAUGACUCUGAUUUCAGGUCAAAGACUCAAAGAACUACUGAUGUAACUGUCGACUGUGAAUAGAAGCAAAGAUAUUAAGUUUGACUUGUCAGGCUGUUGUUGCUUUAAGUGACCGGAUGAGGCUGAUUUAAAAUGUUGAAGAUGUAAAUAAAAACAAAAAAUAUUA